UGGUCAGUCAAGAAGUAUGAUCGAGAGUGAAAGCUCAAAUCUCCACACAACGUUUCGAGCAACGGGACCCGACACACAACAUGGGAGCCAAUCAGAGCGAAAUCGCGUCCGGCAAGUCUGACUCGGGCAAGGCAGACAUAGUCAGCAGGAUUAAGGCCAGACUCGCGUCGGUGGAUAAAAACAAGGCGCGGGCGCUGGGCGGAGUGUUCUUGUUCAACAUUAUUAAGGGCACCAGUGUCUAUAGCUGGACUCUGGACCUCAACAACGUGUCCGUCUACGAAGGCGAGCCCGAAGACGACCCUGACUCCACCUUCACCCUCACAGAAGCUAACUUCAAGACCCUGGUCUUGGGCAAAGAGGAUGCCCGCCACGUUGUUCAGUCCGGUCGGUGCUCUGUCACUGGCGAUGUCAUGCGGGCGAUGCAACUUGAACCGUAUAUUAAGUUAGAAUAGAGCGCUUUUUGGCACGUACAAAAGCUAAAU
Molecule: messenger RNA, 482 nt
Organism: Cydia strobilella
Lineage: Eukaryota; Metazoa; Arthropoda; Insecta; Lepidoptera; Tortricidae
Product: peroxisomal multifunctional enzyme A-like
Exons: 3
Coding region: 81-452 (123 amino acids)
Cellular component (GO): cytosol
Source: RefSeq, a predicted model, not a curated record